AUAAACGACCCGAAUCCCUUUGUCUGGCAGAGCCUGGUUCUUGCUUCAACAGUGUUUGAACGGGACCGGUUCCGCCGCCUCUUUGCACCGCCGAGAAGCCGCUUCUGCUUUCUACACCCUCGCUUGAUUUGACCCAGAGGGAGACCGACCGCCAGCCAGCCCCAGAGCGAGCCAGCAGCAGCUGCCCUUAGAGCCCGGCAGACCAGACGCCCGUCGGCAGCGCCUCGCCCGCCCCUUCCUCGGCACCACCGCGCUACCCGGAGCCAUGGAGUCCCAGGUCCGCCAGAACUACCACCACGACUGCGAAGCUGCCGUGAACCGCAUGGUCAACAUGGAGCUCUAUGCCAGCUACGUCUAUCUGUCUAUGUCGUCCUACUUUGAUCGGGAUGAUGUUGCUCUUCGACAUGUGGCUGAAUUUUUCAAGUCGCAAUCACAUGAGGAACGGGAGCAUGCCGAGAAGCUGCUAAAGUUCCAGAACCAGCGUGGCGGCCGUGUCUUCCUGCAGGAUAUCAAGAAGCCAGAACGGGAUGCUUGGGGCACAACUCUGGAUGCCAUGGAGGCAGCCCUUCAGCUGGAGAAGAACGUGAACAAGGCCCUGCUGGAGCUUCAUCGACUAGCGGGUGACAAUGGAGACCCACAUAUGUGUGACUUCUUGGAAUCUGAAUACCUUGAGGAGCAAGUGAAAGCAAUCAAAGUCUUGGGCGACUACAUCACCAAUCUCCGGCGGCUGGGGGCAAGCCAGGGUGGGCUUGGAGAAUAUCUCUUUGACAAGCACACCUUGGGAAAGAGCAGCAGCUGAGUGUGUCCACGUCCCUCUUGGGAGCACCCCCUCCGUGAACCCACAGAAAUCUACCCACUUCCAUCACCAUUGCUGUACCCCACUAAAGGGGGUUGUACCUGCCAUUUUUCCACUGGCAUGUUUCCAAUAAACAAGGGUUCACCCCUUUUUUAAAGCUCA
This is a messenger RNA of Hemicordylus capensis (graceful crag lizard), 958 nucleotides long. Its product is annotated as ferritin heavy chain A-like. Gene Ontology annotation, molecular function: ferrous iron binding; ferric iron binding. Lineage: Eukaryota; Metazoa; Chordata; Lepidosauria; Squamata; Cordylidae. The transcript is spliced from 4 exons. The record is from RefSeq and is a predicted model, not a curated record. Gene Ontology annotation, biological process: intracellular iron ion homeostasis; iron ion transport. Gene Ontology annotation, cellular component: cytoplasm. Bases 266 to 799 code for a protein of 177 amino acids.